Messenger RNA from Cercospora beticola, 1867 nucleotides. RefSeq names its product farnesyltranstransferase (gene BTS1). NCBI's taxonomy places the organism in Eukaryota, Fungi, Ascomycota, Dothideomycetes, Mycosphaerellales, Mycosphaerellaceae. The record is from RefSeq and is a predicted model, not a curated record. Gene Ontology annotation, biological process: isoprenoid biosynthetic process. Gene Ontology annotation, molecular function: prenyltransferase activity.
GAGCUUGUGACAGCUGCAUAUGCACAGCUGCUUGAACACGACUAUGCCCAUGACAGCGGGCCUGGGGGGUCUGCGUGCCACGACUCCCACCUACAACACCACCCCCAGCGCCUCGAGCACCGACAUACCCAACGGCACCACCCCGACCAAGAAGUACAGCCUCUUCCCCUCCGUUGCACUGCGCGAGAGUCCGCCCUUCACCACACCUCCGGCCGCAAACAAGACCCGCUCGGAUUCAUUGUCGCGCGCCGAUGGACGCUCCAGCCGCUUUGUCGAACAGAUGAACUCCACCUCCACCUUCCUCUCGCUCGAAAGUCCUUCUCCACCUUCGUCCUCCCACGCCAUAAACCCUGCGACUAUCCCCACGCGAACGAGCUCUAACCGAGCAGCCUCCAACGGCAACCACUCCAACGACCGCGAGCGUAAACUAUCCAAGAAACACCGCAGCCAAUACAGUCUGGGGUCAGUGCCCGAGAGCAGGCGCUACCCCGAAGUCGACGAGCGUGUGUGGAUGUCGCAAGGACGAAAUUAUGGCCACAAGGCGGGCACCAGUACGGCGUCGCGGGACUUCUCGCGAGACAAUCAGUCGCCGCCUACAGUCAUUGGUGCCGACCUGAUCGAUGGCAGCGGCAGCAGCUGGAGCCAAGAGAAGGAGAACAUCCUCAAAGGGCCAUAUGCCUACCUCGAAUCGCACCCAGGCAAGGACAUUCGGUCACAGCUCAUCAGUGCCUUCAACGAGUGGCUGCAGGUUCCUGCGUCCUCGCUUGCGGUGAUCACUCGAGCAGUGGCCCUGCUGCAUACCGCAUCACUUCUGAUCGAUGAUGUCGAGGACAAUUCGCAGCUGCGGAGGGGCAUUCCCGUUGCCCAUUCGAUCUUUGGAACUGCACAAACGAUCAACAGCGCCAACUACGUUUACUUUUGUGCCCUGCAAGAGCUGAUGACACUCAACAACCCCCUCGUCAUUCAAAUCUACACAGGAGAACUCCUAAACCUCCAUCGUGGCCAAGGCAUGGACCUCUUCUGGCGCGACACCCUGACAUGUCCCACCGAAGACGACUACCUCGAGAUGGUCGGCAACAAAACCGGAGGCUUAUUCCGACUAGCCAUCAAGCUGAUGUGCGCCGAAAGUCCUUCACACAACUACAAUCCCAACCCCGACCUCCCCCAUCAGCCAGCAGAUUACGUUCCCCUGGUCAACACAAUCGGCCUUCUCUUCCAAAUCCUAGACGACUACCGCAACCUCUCAGAUACCAUUUACACCCAAAACAAAGGCCUUUGCGAAGAUCUCACUGAAGGGAAAUUCUCCUUUCCCAUCAUCCACGCGAUCCGAUCCGAUCCCAAUAAUUUAGUUUUGAUCAAUAUUCUGAAACAAAAGACGAAUGAUGAUGAGGUGAAGAGGUAUGCGGUGCAGUAUAUGGAGAACUGUGGCAGUUUUUCGUAUACUCGGCGAGUUCUAAGGGGUUUGACGAAGAAAGCUAUGACGUUGGCGGAUGAGAUUGAUGUGAGGGAUGGGGCGCAGCAGGGGAAAGGGGAGUCUGUGAAGCUGAUUCUGGAAAAGUUGAGAGUGGAUAAUGGGAAGCAUUCGAGGGGGAGUGCUAGUGCUUGAGGGACUGCGAGCGGAGACGAGCAGAGAUGUCAAUAAGGCACUGAAGCCUUAGGAGCACGACGAGAUGUGUCGAGAGCUUGAGCCAAAAGGAUUGCAGCUGGCAGGCCAUUUAUGCUGGAAAAGAAAGCUGAGAUGUGAAAACGGGGGGUCAUUGUUGAAUUUCGCGUUUUUAGCUUGGCUUUUCUCAUGAUACCAAUUUGAACGAGGUCACGAUAUUUUGGAGAUGAUGCGAAUCUUUCCCUUACUUCCAGACUUGUCUUU